Messenger RNA from Phytophthora nicotianae INRA-310, 237 nucleotides. RefSeq lists its product as hypothetical. The transcript is spliced from 2 exons. The coding region runs from base 1 to 237 and encodes 78 amino acids. NCBI's taxonomy places the organism in Eukaryota, Oomycota, Peronosporomycetes, Peronosporales, Peronosporaceae. The record is from RefSeq and is a predicted model, not a curated record.
AUGGAAGCGGCGGUGACCACGCAGCACGCGCAUCCUAACACUGUGUUACUCUGCUUGUAUGGCUACUACAACUUAGGCUACCCACGCAAGGAGCUAGAUCGCAUAUACCACAAAGAUCUCAAAACAAUCGACAAUUGGAUGCAUGCGUACGAACUCACAGGGACGUUCCAACGAGCAAGCAGGAGCGAAGGGAGGAGUCACCACUCGGAGAAGAAGACCGGAGCGAAGACCACUUGA